AUGCUGCGAGUCCCGUGUCUCCCGUUCCUGCGUCGACCAGCGACUAUCCGUCGCCUGUUCUCCACGAGCAAGUCGCGCGACUGGUUUGGGAUCGAGUCCGAGUACUUCUCUCUACGAGGUAUUGGGAUCGCCAGCCGCGUGUUCCGUGGCUUGCCGCAGCUCACGCGUUACAUUCGCGACACACCGCGUCAGAUCUUCGCGUCCCAGACAUCGGAUGAAGCACGGAGCGCCAUGUACGUGCUGUCCAAGUUCCCAAUGAACGGGCACGUGGAUUUGCCCGAGUUUGUGCUGGCUGCAGAGCAAGUUGCUCAUGUCGUGCUCUCGAGACUCUACAUGCGCGAGUCGGACGAGAUGAAGAGGUUCUGGGAGCAAGUGGCGACGUCCGAGAGCCUCGGGAUUCUCGGUCAAAAACCUUCAGUAGUUGUGAAAAGAUCGAGUCAACAGGCAAUUGAGGCAGGUUUGCCGGCGUCUUUGCCGUCUUCCUCUUUCUUGGAGCACCUUUGUAUCAAUGGGACAGCUCUAGAAGCCGUGGAAUACACGCGCGAACGAGUUGACGAGCAGGUCAUGCGUGAGUGGAUGACGAUCCGAGUGCAGUACGACGUCACAGAGCACUUGCGAGUGCUGCUGGGAGAAGACGGGGAAAAGAAGGGCUUGGGCGAUCGACGGGUGAUCAAUACACGAUUUGCGUGGACGUUCGAAGCAGAGGUGACGGAACCAGCAGAAGUGGCGUGGGGUAUCGUAGUAGCAUCUCCGUUUGAGGAAAAGCCGGUGGAAUGCACGACUAUUUAA
Molecule: messenger RNA, 789 nt
Organism: Peronospora matthiolae
Lineage: Eukaryota; Oomycota; Peronosporomycetes; Peronosporales; Peronosporaceae
Source: the annotation of a GenBank genome assembly